Notodromas monacha is the source of this 7895-nucleotide messenger RNA. NCBI's taxonomy places the organism in Eukaryota, Metazoa, Arthropoda, Ostracoda, Podocopida, Cyprididae. The record is from the annotation of a GenBank genome assembly.
AUGGAUCCCGUUUCACAGCCGAAUCGAGAAGUUCGGAUUCUCGAAACUGCGGAAGACAUUCAAGAACGGCGUGAACAAGUGCUUACGCGCUACGCACAGUUCAAACAAGAUGCGAAAGUCAAACGCGAAAAGUUGGAGGAUUCACGAAAGUAUCAGUACUUCAAACGAGAUGCUGACGAACUGGAGUCUUGGAUCUAUGAAAAACUCCAAGCGGCUUCUGACGAGAGUUAUAAAGAUACAACGAACUUGCAAGCAAAGAUUCAAAAGCAUCAAGCAUUCGAGGCUGAAGUAGCCGCUCACAGCAAUGCCAUUGUUACCUUGGAAAACAACGGAUCUGAAAUGAUUCAAUCUGGACACUUCAAUUCUCCCGACAUACGCCAAAAAUUAGACGAGCUCAAGCAGCUAUGGGAGUUGCUUUUGUCGAAACUUGCUGACAAGGGAUUGAAAUUGCAGCAAGCAUUGGUUCUUGUGCAGUUCCUCCGCCAGUGCGACGAAGUUAUGUUCUGGAUUACGGAUAAGGAGGCAAUCGUCAGUUCAGACGAAUUUGGCCACGAUUUUGAGCACGUUGAAGUUCUUCAGCGGAAAUUUGAUGAAUUCCAAAAGGACUUGGUAUCUCAAGAAUACCGCAUCAGUGAGGUUAACUCUUUGGCCUCGCGAUUGGUUGGAGAAGGUCAUCCAGAUCACGACACUAUUAUUCGUCGCAAAGAUGAAUUGAACGAAGCCUGGGAACGCUUGAAGCAACUUGCGCGUGCUCGUGAAGAGAAGCUUUUUGGUGCACACGAGAUUCAGCGGUUCAAUCGCGAUGCUGAUGAGACGAUUGCCUGGAUCACUGAGAAAGAUGUGGUUCUAUCGUCCGAUGACUAUGGUAAAGACUUGGCGUCUGUUCAGACUCUGCAGCGCAAGCACGAGGGAAUCGAAAGAGACCUGGCUGCUCUUGAGGACAAAGUCACCGCUCUUGGUCGUGAAGCGGAACGUUUGUGCAAGAUUCAUUUCGAUCAAGCUCCAGUAAUACAGUGCAAGCUGGAAGAAAUUUCUUCUACUUGGGACGAUCUGCGAAAGAAAGCGGAGGAGCGCAAACGGUGCUUGGAUGACUCUUUCUUGUUACAUCGUUUUCUUGCGGACUACCGAGAUCUUAUCUCGUGGAUCAAUGAUAUGAAGGCUAUCAUUUCUGCUGAUGAGCUCGCCAAGGAUGUUGCAGGAGCAGAAGCGUUGCUUGAGAGGCAUCAGGAACAUCGCGGAGAAAUCGAUGCCCGUGAAGACAGUUUUCGGUCUACGGCAGAAGCUGGACAACAACUGCUCGACAAAGAACACUUCGCUUGCGAAGAAGUCAAGGAGAAACUCAUCCUCCUGGCCAAUGAGAAGACUGGACUGUUGUCGUUAUGGGAGGAGCGAAGGAUUCUGUACGAACAGUGCAUGGAUCUGCAGUUGUUCUACCGCGACACCGAACAAGCUGAUACAUGGAUGGCCAAACAAGAAGCCUUCUUGUCGAACGACGAUCUUGGGGACUCCCUAGAUGGCGUCGAGGCCCUUAUCAAAAAGCACGAAGAUUUCGAGAAGUCUCUGGCAGCCCAAGAGGAAAAAAUAAAGGCUCUUGAUGAGUUUGCUUCCAAACUGAUCGAGAGCCAGCAUUAUGCUGCCGAUGAUGUUGCUCAGCGCCGCGCUUCUCUGUUGGAGAGGCGUAGUGGAUUGUUGGAUAAAUCUGGCAAUCGACGAGUGAUGCUUGACGAUUCUUUCAAACUGCAUCAAUUUGAGCGAGAUUGCGACGAAACCAAGGGGUGGAUCAAUGAGAAACUGAAGGUUGCUCAAGACGAUUCCUAUCUUGACCCGACCAACUUGAAUGGCAAGGUUCAGAAACACCAAAACUUCGAGCAGGAACUCAAUGCCAACAAAUCACGUUUGGAAGACAUCACAUCCACCGGGCAAGAAUUGGUGGAAAGCCGUCAUUAUGCCGAGGACCGCAUUUCGUCCCGCAUGGAAGAAAUCCUUGGCUUGUGGACAUUGCUGGUUGAUUCAACCGAGCGCAAGGGCUCAAAACUGGUAGAAGCAUCCCAACAGCAGCAGUUCAACCGAAGCGUUGAAGAUAUUGAAAUUUGGCUGAGUGAAAUUGAAGCUCAACUCGGAAGCGAAGAUUAUGGCAAGGAUUUGAUGAGCGUGCAGAACCUGCUGAAGAAACAGCAAUUGUUGGAGACAGAUGUUUACUCUCAUCAAGAUCGAAUGGAUGGUGUUCGUAUCGCUUGCGAACAGUUCGUUACUCGUGGUCACUUCGAUGCCGAAAACAUUAAAGCCAAAGCUGCUGCGUUAGAAGCACGAUACAGUGCGUUACAUCCACCGAUGCAGUAUCGCCGGGAGAGAUUGGGACAAUCGCUUGUUGUUCAACAGUUGUUCCGAGAUGUCGAGGACGAGGAGUCAUGGAUUCGUGAGAAAGAACCUUUGGCUGCCUCAACCAACAGAGGAAGAGAUUUAAUUGGAGUCCAAAACUUGAUCAAGAAGCAUCAAGCGGUGGUGGCGGAAAUCAACAAUCACGAGCCUAGGGUGGACAAUGUUGCUGCUAGCGGGGAAACGAUGGUUGAAGAUGGCCAUUUCGCUGCUGAGGAAAUCGUGAGACGCAUUGAUGGAUUGCGGAAAGCCUGGACCUCUCUAAAAGACAAGGCUAUGCAAAGAAAGCAAGAUCUUGACGACUCGAUGCAUGCUCAUCAAUACUACGCGGACGCCAACGAAGCCGAUUCGUGGAUGAAGGAGAAGGAGCCUGUCGUGGACCAGCAGGAAUACGGCAAGGAUGAGGAUUCUGCCGAAGCUUUGCUCAAGAAGCAUGAGGCUCUGAUGUCGGAUUUGGAUGCUUUUGGGUCCACCAUCGCUGCGCUGGGCGACCAGGCCAAAGCAUGCAGGCAACAAGAAACACCCAUGGUCGACUUGAGCGGGAAGGAGUGUGUCAUGGCGCUUUACGAUUACACCGAAAAGUCUCCUCGUGAGGUUUCCAUGAAGAAAGGCGAUGUUCUCACGCUUCUCAAUUCGAAUAAUAAAGAUUGGUGGAAAGUCGAGGUUAACGACCGACAAGGAUUUGUCCCAGCCGCUUACGUCAAGAAAGUUGAGGCUGUUCUAACCGCAUCGCAGCAGAAUCUUGCAGAGAAAAGUUCCAUCUCUGCACGCCAAAACCAGAUUGAGGGUCAAUAUGAAGAUUUGAUGCGUAAAGCGUACGAACGUCAGAAACGCUUGCAGGAAACUGUGAAAGCCUACGCACUUGUGCGAGAAGCCUCGGAACUGGGGCAAUGGAUCAAAGACAAGGAACAAUUUGCGCAGUUCGAAGAUAUCGGUGAAGACCUGGAGCAGGUCGAGGUCAUGCAGAAGAAGUUCGAUGAUUUCCAAGCUGAUGUUAAGGCAAAUGAAGUUCGACUUGCCGAAAUGAACGAAUUCGCUCUGCAGCUCAUGAGUCUUGGUCAGACGGAAGCUGCCCUGAAAAUCCAGACCCAGAUCAAGGAUCUGAACCAGAAGUGGGGAAAACUUCAACAAGUUACUGAGCAGCGUGCACAGCAGCUCGGUUCUGCUCAUGAAGUUCAACGUUUCCAUCGUGACAUUGAUGAGACGAAGGACUGGAUGAAUGAGAAAGUUGAAGCUUUGGACAGUGAUGACUACGGUAAGGACUUGCGCUCAGUGCAGGCACUGCAACGAAAACACGAAGGCCUCGAACGUGACCUUGCUGCAUUGGAAGACAAGCUGAAACAAUUGAACGAAGGAGCCGGUAGGUUGGGAAGUACUCAUCCUGAAGCUGAAGAAGCCAUUUUCGAGAAGCGAGAAGAAAUAAAUCGGGAAUGGACCCAAAUAACGGAAAAAGCCAUUAAGCGCAAAGAGCGUCUUCUGGAUUCUUACGACUUGCACCGUUUCCUGUCGGACUACCGUGAUUUGUCAAAUUGGAUACAUUCAAUGAUGGCUUUGGUAUCAUCUGAAGAGUUGGCCGAUGAUGUCACUGGUGCCGAGGCGUUGCUGGAGCGCCACCAGGAACAUCGCACUGAAAUAGAAGCUCGCUCUGGAACUUUCCAAGCAUUCGAAAUGUUCGGUCAGCAAUUGCUGGAGUCAAAUCACUACGCCUCAGCCCAAGUUCAGGAAAAGUUGGAGGCUAUGAAUGAAGCCCGACAGGAACUUGAGAAAGCCUGGAUCGCCCGACGUAUGAAAUUGGACAAGUGCUUGGAACUUCAAUUGUUUUAUCGCGAUUGCGAACAAGCUGAGAACUGGAUGACUUCUCGAGAGACUUUCUUGUCUCAAGAUGAAGUCGAUGGCUCGAAGGGUGUUGAAGAUAACGUGGAAGCACUCAUCAAGAAGCAUGAAGAUUUCGACAAGGCCAUCAACGCGCAGGAAGAAAAAAUUGCCGCGUUGCAGGCAUUCGCUAACCAACUGAUCGCCGAUGAUCACUACGCCGCUCGUGAUGUAGAUGACAAGAAGGAGGAAGUGCUGAACAGAUGGGACAAACUGAAGGAAGCUCUGAUCGACAAGCGAUCUAAGCUGGGUGAAUCGCAAAGCUUGCAGCAAUUCAGUCGCGAUGCGGAAGAAAUUGAGGCCUGGAUGACUGAAAAACUUCAGCUUGCGUCUGAAGAGAGCUACCGAGACCCGGCGAACAUUCAGAGCAAGCACCAGAAACAUCAGGCCUUUGAAGCCGAAUUGGCUGCUAACGCUGAGAGAAUCCAAACCGUUCUUGCUGCUGGACAAAAUCUAAUCGAUAAACAUCAAUGCGCUGAUUCCGAAGAAGCUGUUCAAAGCCGACUGCAAUCGAUUGCUGAUCAAUGGGAAUUCUUGACGAAGAAAAGCUCGGAAAAAUCUAUGAAGUUGAAGGAAGCGAAUAAGCAGCGUACCUAUAUUGCAGCCGUGAAAGAUCUGGAUUUCUGGCUUGGCGAAGUCGAGAGCUUGUUGACGAGCGAAGAUAGUGGCAAAGAUUUGGCAUCAGUGCAAAACCUGAUCAAGAAACAUCAGCUCGUGGAAGCCGACAUCGGUGCCCACGAAGACAGGAUCCGAGACAUGAAUUCUCAAGCGGAUUCCCUGAUUGAAUCCGGCCAGUUUGAAGCGAGCCCUAUUCAAGAGAAACGAGAAUCCAUCAAUGAACGUUAUGAGCGAAUCAAGAAUCUGGCUGCUCAUCGCAACGCUCGCCUGUCCGAAGCAAAUACGCUGCAUCAAUUCUUCCGCGACAUCGCGGAUGAGGAAUCCUGGAUCAAAGAGAAGAAACUUCUCGUUAGCUCCGAUGACUACGGUCGAGAUCUGACUGGCGUUCAAAAUUUGAAGAAGAAGCACAAGCGUCUUGAAGCGGAAUUGGCGUCGCACGAACCUGCCAUUCAGGAUGUGCAAGAAGCUGGAGAAAGGCUCAUGGAUGUUUCGAAUCUGGGAGUUCCUGAAAUCGAGCAAAGAUUGAACAACUUGAACGCGGCCUGGUCCGAUUUGAAGAAUUUGAGUGCCACACGUGGACAGAAACUGGACCAGUCAUUGAUUUAUCAACAGUUCUUGGCUAAGGUUGAAGAGGAAGAAGCCUGGAUCAGGUCAGUUGGCUUAUUUGAAAAAAUGAAAACUGUUCGAAUUCUGACGGUUCGUUCGCAUUCCAGCGAGAAACAACAACUUCUCACUGUGGACGAUUUCGGUGACACAAUGGCUGGAGUUCAAGGACUACUUAAGAAGCACGAAGCAUUCGAAACUGAUCUAGCGGUUCACCGCGAUCGGUGCGAAGAAAUUCGCAGUGCUGGAAACGAGCUGGUGAAUGAUGGGAAUCAUCACGCGGACUCCAUCUUAUCUCGCGUUUCCCAGCUUGCGAGCAAACUUGAUGAUUUGGAUGCCCUGGCUAAUCGCCGAAAGCACCGCUUGCUUGACAAUUCUGCUUAUUUGCAAUUUAUGUGGAAGGCAGAUGUUGUUGAGUCCUGGAUUUCGGACAAGGAGACGCAUGUGCGGAGUGAUGAAUUUGGAAGAGACCUUUCAUCCGUUCAAACUCUUCUGACGAAGCAGGAGACGUUCGAUGCUGGUCUCCAUGCGUUUGAGUUGGAAGGUAUUCAGAACAUCACUGCGUUGAAAGAUCAGCUGGUCGAAGCUAAACACGAACAGGCUGCUGGUAUCAUGCGUCGUCACGAGGACGUCAUUGGUCGGUGGCAGAAGCUUUUGAGUGCUUCGGAUGCUCGCAAGCAGCGAUUGAUUCACAUGCAGGAUCAAUUUAGAGAAAUUGAGGAGCUGUAUUUGAUCUUUGCGAAGAAGGCGUCUGGAUUCAAUUCUUGGUUCGAGAAUGCCGAGGAAGACUUGACUGACCCAGUUCGUUGCAACUCGAUCGAGGAAAUCCGCACGUUGAGAGACGUUCAUGAUCAAUUCCUCGCUUCCCUUUCAUCUGCCCAAACCGACUUCGAGGGACUCGCAGCUUUGGACCAAAGAAUCAAGAGCUACAACGUUGGGCCAAAUCCGUACACGUGGUUCACAAUGGAGGCCCUGGAAGACACGUGGCGAAAUCUGCAAAAGAUCAUCAAGGAACGUGACGCCGAACUUAAGAAGGAAACUGGGCGGCAGGAAGAGAAUGAUCGACUCCGCAAAGAAUUCGCUGCCCACGCGAACGCUUUCCACAUGUGGCUCGCUGAAACGCGAUCGUCAAUGAUGGAAGGCACUGGGGGAUUGGAGCAACAACUGGAGGCCAUAAAGCGCAAAGCCGGUGAAGUUCGAGCCCGUAAGACUGACUUGAAGAAGAUCGAGGAACUUGGUGCGGUGUUGGAGGAACACUUGAUCAUGGAUAACCGUUACACUGAACACUCGACCGUCGGGCUGGCUCAACAAUGGGAUCAGCUUGACCAGCUUGGAAUGCGCAUGCAGCACAACUUGGAACAGCAAAUUCAAGCAAGAAAUCAAUCCGGUGUAUCUGAAGACGCCUUGAAGGAAUUUUCAAUGAUGUUCAAGCAUUUCGACAAGGAACGCAGCGGUCGGUUGAAUCACCAGGAAUUCAAGAGUUGCUUACGUGCUCUUGGGUACGAUUUGCCGAUGGUAGAAGAGGGAAAACCUGAUCCUGAAUUCGAGCAGAUCCUAGAUGUGGUAGAUCCGAACCGCGAUGGCUGCGUCAGCUUACAGGAAUACAUGGCGUUCUUGAUCAGCAAAGAAACCGAGAACGUUCAAAGCCUGGAGGAGAUCGAAAACGCCUUCCGAGCCAUUACAUCUGGCGAACGUCCUUACGUAACCCAGGAUGAAUUGAACUCGAACUUGACUCGAAUCAUGGCCGACUAUUGCGUUGCGAGGAUGAAACCAUACAUUGAUCCAAAGACUGAAAGAGAGAUACCGAAUGCGUUUGACUACGUACACUUCACGCGAACGUUGUUCCAGCAAUAACAAAAUCGGAUGCGCAGCUCCCAUGGUUUUCCUCUCGUGCAUUUAGUGCGGUUAUGCUUUGUGACUUUCAUUUUCGGGGACCUUUCGUUCGCUUGUACACUGAGCGUGGAAUUUCGAUAUCUUUUCUAACUCGCCAUUUUAUUUUUGUCGAGGCAGCUGCGUCGCUUUUUUUUUCUUGCGUUAUUUAUUCGUGUUACUUGUUCAUUGUAAAGUCGCUUCCAAGUACUCGUUCGGCUGACGCUAAUUAAUCAUCCGGUGCGUCAACGUGUAGUUAGCCUUCGGCGAUUUUCCCCGAGCCUUCGAGUUUCACCAUUGGUAAUGUGCUUGACACUGUCGCGUCUUUCAGCUACUUGCAAGCGCUCCGAUUGGGUAGAUAGCGACAAGUAUCAAAACAAGAGAUAGAGCCAAGAAGUGGCAUUUGAAUGCUGAAAUUUUGACGGAGACACCGCGUUCCGGUUCGCACUUCUCUGCCGAUGCUCCGCGCGUUAUGUUCAGUGGACUCUUUAAUUUUCGUUUGUGCAUAUGCAUUGUUAGCGUAACCCGAUCAAAUACAUCGUAAAUGCUGCAUUGAA